AGUCGAAUCGGGCAGAUCCUAAGCACCCGUGCGUGAGGCAGGAGCCUGCGGUUCACCUCUUUGUUUUUAAAUAAUUGUGGAAACAACUUGUAAUUCAUUUCGAUUAAUAAUCAUCAAAUAGAUCGGAGCGUUUUGAAACAGAUUUGCGGAACGACAAUAUCGGACUCGGAUUCCAUGAAAUAAUAAAAGUAUUAACAGUACUAUCUUCUCCCUCUCUGUAUCACUGGCCUGGUUUAAUUUAUCGGUGUGACAUCUAUUUCCAGAAGUCUAUUCGUUUUGUUUCAUUCACUUUCCCAGCGACUGGCUUCCCGGGGCAGCGGCUUGCGACAUUUCCGUUGCUAAGGUGAGAGGUCACCGGCAGCUUCCGGUACUGGGUUGCGUUGCUUGCCCCGCGGGUUUAGAAACCCGCCCCCGGGUCGAGGGGGCUCCUUCGCUGGGACAUGCUCGGCAGGACGGCCCUCAGGGGCUUCGCGGGGGCCCGAGGAAUCCUGUGCAGGAGGUUCGGCGCCUCACAGAGCCGGAGGGAUGGGGCUGAGAAAGAUAACGAUUCUUUGAAAGAUGUUGCAGAUAAACUUCGACCUCUGUACUUGGAUUUCCAGGCUACCACACCAAUGGAUCCUAGAGUAUUGGACGCAAUGCUUCCUUACCUUGUCAGCGCCUAUGGCAAUCCUCAUUCAAGAACACAUGCUUAUGGCUGGGAGAGUGAAGCUGCAGUGGAGAAAGCCAGAAAGCAAACAGCUGACCUGAUAGGCGCAGAUCCAAGAGAAGUCAUCUUCACCAGUGGUGCUACAGAGUCAAACAACAUUGCCAUCAAGGGUGUUGCAAGAUUUUAUAAAGCCAAGAAGAAGCACAUCAUCACAAGCCAGACAGAGCAUAAGUGUGUAUUGGAUUCAUGCCGUAUGCUUGAGACUGAGGGUUUCGAUGUGACUUAUUUGCCAGUAAAGGCCAAUGGACUUGUAGAUUUAAAGGAACUCGAGGAGGCAAUUCGACCAGAUACGAGUUUGGUGUCAAUAAUGACUGUGAACAAUGAAAUUGGAGUCAAGCAACCUAUAGAUGAGAUCGGUCGUAUUUGCCAAGCUAAGAAAGUAUUUUUCCACACGGAUGCUGCACAGGCUGUUGGCAAAAUUCCUCUGGAUGUGAACAAAAUGAAGAUUGAUCUAAUGUCUAUCAGUGGCCACAAACUUUAUGGCCCUAAAGGUGUGGGUGCAUUUUAUGUCCGGCGUCGGCCCCGAGUACGAGUGGAGGCCAUUCAGAGUGGUGGGGGGCAGGAGCGAGGCUUGCGCUCAGGAACUGUUCCAACUCCUCUGGUGGUUGGGCUUGGGGCAGCAUGUGAGAUAGCCCAGCAGGAGAUGGAGUAUGACCAUAAGCAUGUGUCCAAUCUAGCCAAACGUUUGGUGAUGAAGAUAAUGAAUGCAAUCCCUGACGUGGUUAUGAAUGGGGAUGCAGAGCAGAGAUAUCCAGGCUGCAUUAACCUGUCAUUUGCAUAUGUGGAAGGAGAGAGUUUGCUGAUGGCUUUGAAAGAUGUAGCUCUGUCGUCGGGAAGUGCCUGCACGUCAGCUUCUCUUGAACCUUCCUAUGUGCUGCGAGCAAUUGGUGCUGAUGAGGAUUUGGCACACUCCUCAAUCAGGUUUGGGCUCGGGCGUUUCACAACAGAGGAGGAAGUGGACUACACUGCAGAGAAGUGCAUCCAGCAUGUGCAGAGGCUGAGGGAGAUGAGUCCUCUUUGGGAGAUGGUACAGGAGGGAGUGGACCUAAAAAAUAUUAAUUGGUCUCAGCAUUAGAACAUCCUGAAAAAAACUGACUGUUGGAAUGUCGUCAUGUUCAAUGGCCAGAAGAUAGCCAAUUCGGGAUUCUGCUCGCAAUAAUCUGCGGAACAUUAUUAGUUUACAUAUAAGUAGGUAAACGAAGAUGAACUUGAUAUACCUUCAGUAUCAAGUCUGAGAGUGCUUUCUGGCAAACAGAGAAUUUUGCUCUCUCUUAUUGUAGUAUAUUGGCAUGGUUUAUGCAAGCUUAUAAUAUAUUUUUUAUUAGCUGAUCAUAAAUGAUUCACUUUGUUCUUUUAUUAAGAAGUAUCUUACACGUGGACAUGGAGUAAAAUGCUGCUGCUUGCUAGUCAAUGUGCCUUAACCUGUUGGGAUUCAAUCAGUUUCUCAGAAGCAUCCGUGCACCUCUUUCAAAUAUUGGUCAUAAACUCAGCAUUUGCCAUUCUGAACCCUUUUAAAGCAGCACAAUCUCUGGUUGAAAACAAUUCCCAAUGCUUGUAGUGCUCGUUGUCACAUUGAUCACAUUGGACCGUGCUACUGUUCAAAUCAGUUAGUCUGCUCCAAUCACUGUCCAGCUCGACAGUAUAUGGGUAGUUGGGGUGGCAGCAUGAGGAGAAGAACUGCAGAAAUUGGGGAGGGGGAGGGUGGGUAACACAGAACUACCAGUGAAUAUUCUAUGAUGUUUUGGAGGAAAAUGAAUUUGAUUAUCCUCUGAACUGUGCAGUGAUUCUGAUUGUGAAGUUAUUGGUAUUUUUGGAGGUACAGUUUGAUAGAAAAGACGAGGGGAAGCAAGUUAAAUUAAAAAGACACAUGAUUGUGAUAGGGAUGGGGAAGAAAUGCAGGUGCACAAGGAGCUGGGAGUGCACACAUUGUUGAAAGUUGACAAUGUUGGGUGUUCAGCUUUGUACCAGGAGGCUUGGGAGUACAAAGACACUGAGUUAUGAUGAACUUUUUUGAAGUGUCGAUUUGCUCUCAACUGGAGUGUUGUGUUCUGCUCUAGUUUAGAAGAAUGUGAUUGGCUUUGGAGGGGGUAAGACAGAGAAUUGUGAUAUUAGUUCCAGGAAUGGGAGACUUCAAAUAGAAGGAUAGAUUAGAGAAGCUGGCAUUGUCUGAUCUUGAAGACGGUGUUGAGUAAGGUUUCCUUCAUGCUGUGUGUAGACUGAAAUCAUUCCUAGGGCAGCAGUUUGAAGACAUUAGAUAAAGGACCAAAAUAUAGAUGAGGAAAACUCUAUGCAACAAAUGAUUAGAAUUUGGAGUGCGCGUGCUACAGAGGAGCAGGCGGAUUGGCUAACUUACUCUUGCUGUUGAUUGACAGAUGGCCUGAAUGAGCAUGUACUGUAACCAUUUAUGAUACUGUCUAAGUGAAAUGGAGCAUAUUCCCCAUCUAGUGGUAGAGGUUUGCAGCUGCAGAUAGUUUUAAAAAUGGAAAGAUCUUAUUAAAAUGUCACCUACUGCACAUUUAAUGAACCAAAUUAGUAAAUGAAAUUCAAGACAUGAAAAGUACAGAACUGUUCAUAUCAAAUAAUCCCAGUAAUUAAAUGCAAAGCUUUGUGCAGAUCAAGUUAUUUGCUGACAAAGGAAAUACAAAACUGUCCACUAAUGCGUGAGAGCACACAGGUUCUUUGUCAAUGAGAGGGUUUGAAAGAUUAUCCUGUAGAAACUAUCUGUGAAGGUUUGCAGUGUGCAGGAGUUGGUCACCCUGCAAACCACUGCAGUGAGAACUUUGGGACUGCAGGAGUUUCAAGAGGGAACUGUGCUGCUAGAAAAUAGUGGGAUUGGCCUGCAGAAUCGAUCGCUCAAAAACAAAACUUGAUUUUAGGAACAGGUUUCCAGGAUAAAGGUUGGCAAAGUGCUUGCUUUCUUGAGGUAAUGGGAUGAUCUAUUUACUGCAGGCAUGACUAAUAUCUUUGAAUGGUGUUGCUCAAAUGGAUACAUCUUCAAUUUUGCACAUUUAAAAAGAUGAAAGAUAUAUCAGAUCUGCAGUCUUACAGUCAGCAACAAAGAAACAUUGCCAGGUCUUUUGAAACUGUAUGAAGGUAUCACUUCUGUAUUCCUUAUUUCACCAACAUAUUACAUGUUAGAUUUCUUUUUUGACUCUUUUUUUAAAAUGCUUCUGUUUGAAGUGCCUCCUGGAUUGCACUUCCUCCAAGUUUGUUGCAGGCCUGUCACCCAAGUGUGGACUUCUUGUGUUAACAAGUCUCAAUUAGUUUCUUGUCCAGUGCUCUCACCCUGACACAAGUUCCUAUCCAGUAGUGAGGAAUGAGAAUGAGUGUCGGCCUACAUUCUCUACUCUGCACGGAAACUUGAGUGGGCUCAGAUGUCGUGUCCAGCUGCGCCAAACCAUCGCCCCAACUGUUCUGCAACUAAGUGUGAAGUCAGAAAAACGUUUUUUGCUGCAUCUUAUGAUUAUCCUCUUGGGUAUUGCUGAUAACAACAGUGUCCUGCAGAUGAAUUUGAUUCCUGGAAUCUCCAGAAUAAGCCUGAUGCAGUUGUAACCUUAGAAGUACCGUCUGACCCAACCUGUUUCUAUGGAUUUCAGUUGAGUUAUCUGGCACCAAAGUUUACAACCCAUUCAACAGAUGGCUUUGAAUAAAAAAUAAAACUAGAAAAAAAGGGAAAUGCUUUCAUCUAAUCUUGCUUUUAUCAGCUCUUGCAUAAUAUUUUCCUUAACCUACACAAUUGUAUUUAUUUGCUGGUAAAUAUAUGGGCAGAUGUGCAAAUAUGUGGGUAUAUUCACAUUCCUCCGCUUUUUAAAAGUGAAGUCUUAAGGAUUUUACUGCUUAAAUCCUCUCACAUUCUAUUUGAGCCAUGAUGUCAGAAUCAUAGAGACAGAUAAUAUCCUGUUUGGUUCUCUGCUCUUGCAAUAAAGCAUCAAUAGUUCUAUAUUGUGCUUAUGGGUGUGUAGGUGUUUGAGGAUAGGAGAGAGGUUGUUUCCUGAGAUUGAUCUGGGAGGCUGAAACAAAAAUACUCUAACAGGAGUACCAUGUACCCAUUCAAUGAUAUCUCCCUGAGGGUAACCUUUACUCACUGACAACCUCUAUAUCACCUCUGCAUGGAAACCACUAGUCUGGCCUUCUGAACUAGAGGAACAAAUGCACCCGGACCUAUGACUUUCUAAGUUUGAAAACGGAGCAGUGAUUCAUUUGACAAGCUGGACGCAUUAGGAGCUGUAUGGUUAUAGUGCAAAAUGAACAUGAUUAAUUUUCAUGUCCCUUAAUGUCCUGAAACAGUAGCUAUAAGAAUACUGCAACAUAACAGCCUGCUCUUGGAUAAACAUUUUAAAAUGAAUUCUGGAAAGUUAAAUUAAAAGAUCACCUGGACUCAGCCAGCUUUUGUGAUUCAAUGGAGUCUCCCCAGUCUGCUUGGGAUUGAGUCAUACGCUGGGAGGAGAAUAGUAAAUUGGGCAAAAAUCUCUCCAUCUUUAGUUUGGAAUUUUUCCUUCAUGUAUUUCACCUUAUUGGCACUAAAUGAUACGCACAACUCGUUCCUUUGUCAUGUUGUUCUUUAAAUCUUUGAGGUUCUCGAGAUCCAUGAUGUAUAAUGACAUGCUGCUUUUAUGAAAUAUCUGUACUUUAUUUCCCAACUUCACUGAUGUUUUCUGAAUGAGAUUUGUCACUAAAGGUUUGUUUUAUAUCUUUCAAAUGGAUCCCUCAACGCAAAGUCAAGGUGGAGAGCCGUUGAUGCCAUUUAGUAAAUUUGAUGUAUAUUUUCAUCAAGCAAGUGAUUCUUGUAAUGCCCAGAAUAAACCAUUUUGAAACCA
Hemiscyllium ocellatum (epaulette shark) is the source of this 5523-nucleotide messenger RNA. It is a transcript of the gene nfs1, whose product is annotated as NFS1 cysteine desulfurase. The record is from RefSeq and is a predicted model, not a curated record. Gene Ontology annotation, cellular component: mitochondrion; nucleus; cytosol. Gene Ontology annotation, biological process: [2Fe-2S] cluster assembly. Gene Ontology annotation, molecular function: cysteine desulfurase activity; pyridoxal phosphate binding. The transcript has 13 exons. The coding region runs from base 441 to 1781 and encodes 446 amino acids. Lineage: Eukaryota; Metazoa; Chordata; Chondrichthyes; Orectolobiformes; Hemiscylliidae.